Messenger RNA from Gadus macrocephalus (Pacific cod), 2181 nucleotides. It is a transcript of the gene scamp4, whose product is annotated as secretory carrier membrane protein 4. The record is from RefSeq and is a predicted model, not a curated record. NCBI's taxonomy places the organism in Eukaryota, Metazoa, Chordata, Actinopteri, Gadiformes, Gadidae. Gene Ontology annotation, cellular component: recycling endosome membrane; trans-Golgi network membrane. The coding region runs from base 158 to 859 and encodes 233 amino acids. The transcript is spliced from 7 exons. Gene Ontology annotation, biological process: protein transport.
UUUGGCAUCUGUCCUGAAAGAGAAAUCCUCAUGACCACAAUUCCCACCAUGCAGUGCAGCUAGCUGUUUUCCACGAGACUUUCACUCAGUUGCACACCCUGACGGCCCUAAAUUACUUUUGGUAGUGACCCUAAAAAGGAACAAUUAGGAUUUCAAAAUGACAGCACGUGUCAAUAACUUCCCACCGCUGCCAGCAAUACUCAGAAUAAAGCCCUGCUUUUACCAGAACAUUGAAGAUGAGAUUCCUGUACCACAUCAACAGUUGGUGCGCAAAGUGUACAUACUUUGGAUGAUGUACUCGGGCACGCUGUGUAUGAACGUGAUCUCGUGCAUCGCCUGGUGGGCCGGCGGCGGCUCCAUCACCAACUUCGGCUUCUCUCUGCUCUGGCUGCUCCUCUUCAGCCCCUGUGGCUACACCUGCUGGUUCAGACCACUCUACAAAGCCUUCAGGGCGGACAGUUCCUUUAACUUCAUGGCCUUCUUCUUCAUCUUCUUCCUCCAGUGCGUCCUGGCUGUGAUCCAGACCAUUGGCAUCUCCGGUUGGGGAACCUGCGGGUGGCUGUCCACAGUGCUGUUCUUCAGCACCAACGUGGGCUCAGCCAUAGUGAUGCUUAUCACCGCCCUGCUUCUCACCCUGGACACCGUUUUAAUGGCUCUGGUUCUGAUCAAGGUCCACAGAAUGUACCGCGGCGGCGGCGGCAGUCUCGGGCGUGCCAAGGAGGAGUGGUCCACCGGGAUGUGGAAGAACGCGACGGUGAGAGAAGUAGGCUUCAACACGGUGGCUCAGACGGCCCAGGGCCCCAGCCUGCCCCAGUACCCCGCUGCAGUGCCCAGCUACCCGGACAACAGCCAGUGGUAACUCCGGAUACGACCAGAAGGUGGCGACAGAGGAUACGUUGCGUUUCUCUCGAGUGCCAAAGAAAAAAAAUCACUUGGUGCAUAAAAGUAUUUCACAUGAGCUGACUGGAAAUGAUACAUUGCAGUGUUGUUUAUUUUUUUUGUUUAACAAAGGAGGGUUGUUAUUAAGAUAUUUAGGAUAAGGCCUUCCUCAGUUAAACACUUUGUUGGGUUAUUGUCGGGAAAGGAGACCUGAGUUUGUUGCCAUCGUCCAUUCCAUUUAAUUUCAUCCACGUUUACAAAAGCUGUCCUCAGGGGUUGUUAACAACCCUUUUAGUGUAAAGAAGUACUUUAUCUAGGUUCGAGAAAAGAAGUUAAUACGAAUAAAAAACAGUACAGAAUUGAGGCAAGAAGGAAUUUGUUUUGAUAUUGUUGAUUUGAGAAUGCCAUAUAAUGCCUGCUUUGGGUCCAGUGUAUGUGAAAGGCCUUAAGACCCUAAGACUAAUGUGGGCUGGUAGGACCACAAUUGACACGUUAUGUAGGGAUGGGGAUAUUUUUAAGAAAAAAACAAUACAGUACAGCUAACUAUUUUCCAAUGUAUUAGUUAGUAUCCAUCAUUUCAACGCCACACUCGUAUUUAUUUUGUAUUUUUUUAUAAUGCUAUACACGGAUCUAUGCCUUUGAUCAGCAUCUGCCUUUAUUAUCGAUUGAACUAAUAGGCCUUAAUAUUGCAUGCACCUUUUGCAUGGUGAAAGUAUGUUUUCUAAUACUUGCCUUAACAAAUGCUUCAAAUUGUGUUGUUAAGAGGGGCCAAUGAAUUGUCAAAAGCCUUUUUCUUCCUACUUUAACUGGAAAAGCAAUAGUUUUGUUUUCCAUAACUUGAAUUUGCCUGGUAAGCAGUUGGUGACCUGUUGCCAUUACUUUCUACUGAAAUGAGGGUUCAAACUGUUCCCUUUUGCACCUGUUACUUACAAUACUAUUGCCAAAUAACAAUUGAAACACAAGAGCAACAAUACCGUUUUCUACAAGGUUCCUUUGUAAGGUCACAUUCUCUUAAUCCAGUGCCAUAGCGACUAGGUCAUGAGUUAUAUUUUACAAAUGCAUUUGGUUAGAAUAAUGCUAUGCUGCUUGAAAAUGUCUAACAUUGAACUUCACAGAAAAAGGGCAUGUGCAGGGAUAUCAACUAUUAUUUUGAGAAUCAUUUUAAUCUGAAUUUCAUGGUCGUUUUUUCGUUGCUAUGAAGGUAUAUUUGAUCGUAAUGAGCACUAUAUCCUUUGUUAAAGAAAAUGCCAAAUGAGCCCCUCAAUGUGAAUCCAAACAUUUCAAUAAACAUUCUCGUUUUCA